Molecule: messenger RNA, 1057 nt
Organism: Amblyraja radiata (thorny skate)
Lineage: Eukaryota; Metazoa; Chordata; Chondrichthyes; Rajiformes; Rajidae
Gene: vps29
Product: VPS29 retromer complex component
Exons: 4
Coding region: 97-645 (182 amino acids)
Biological process (GO): retrograde transport, endosome to Golgi
Cellular component (GO): retromer complex
Source: RefSeq, a predicted model, not a curated record
GGCACCCGCUCCUAAACCGCGACCGGAUUGGCCGCGCCUUCGCUCGCUGCCGUGUCUUUUCAUUGAAGAGCUGCUUCCCGUUCGGACGCUGGGAAAAUGUUGGUGCUGGUACUGGGAGACCUUCACAUUCCUCAUCGCUGUAAUACGUUGCCAGCCAAGUUCAAGAAGCUGUUGGUGCCGGGUAAGAUCCAGCACAUUUUGUGCACAGGCAAUCUUUGCACCAAAGAGAGCUAUGAUUAUCUUAAAACAUUGGCUGGAGAUGUCCAUAUUGUCAGAGGAGACUUUGAUGAGAAUUUGAAUUAUCCUGAGCAGAAAGUGGUAACAGUGGGCCAAUUCAAAAUCGGACUGAUCCAUGGUCACCAGGUGAUCCCAUGGGGUGACAUGACCAGCCUGGCUCUGCUACAACGGCAGCUCGAUGUCGAUAUCCUAAUAUCUGGGCACACGCACAAGUUUGAGGCCUUUGAGCAGGAGAGCAAGUUCUAUAUCAACCCAGGUUCAGCCACAGGUGCUGGCAAUGCACUGGAAGGAAAUAUCAUCCCUUCAUUCGUAUUAAUGGACAUUCAGGCAUCCACAGUAGUCACUUAUGUUUAUCAGCUGAUCUCUGAUGAUGUAAAAGUAGAACGGAUUGAAUACAAAAAAUCCUAAACUUUUGCCACAACUGCUUUUUUAUAAUUUCAUUCCUUCUUUCCUUUUCAAUUUCUAUCCCCCUUUUGAUCGUCAUGUCUUCAAAUGUAUAAUAUAUGUAAAUUGUAAGUUUAAUUUCCACCUAAACUAGCUAACUAUUCCAGCAAUAUGAAAGGAACUUUAUUGCACGGACUGAUAUAAGAGUAGUUUACAAUCUUGCGGAAGAAAGUGCCACAUUCUUGAAUUACUGAGGGUUUUCAAUCCUGUAAAUAUUUCAUUUUGUUAAUGGUGUAGUAUAUCAUGUAAUUAAUAUGCAUGAAAUUCUGAGCCAUUUUUGUUUAUUUCUGCUUUCUGAAGCCCUGCUGGUCUAUGUAAAGUGCUGGUCCAUCAUCCACAAACACAAAUAAAUGUUCUUUCAAGCCCUUGAUGUUAA